Molecule: messenger RNA, 1800 nt
Organism: Alternaria alternata
Lineage: Eukaryota; Fungi; Ascomycota; Dothideomycetes; Pleosporales; Pleosporaceae
Exons: 1
Coding region: 393-1607 (404 amino acids)
Cellular component (GO): plasma membrane
Source: RefSeq, a predicted model, not a curated record
UCCAUGUCAACUUUGUUAGAUACCCCGUAGAUUGUUUUCUCAAGACUGUCUCUUCACGAUGCACGACAGUCGUUUCGUCAGAACAUUGGUAGAGAUCCGGGUUUACCCGUCCCCGCACCAUUGGGGUAAAGUCCCCGCGUCGGGCUACGCCAAAUCGGCUACAUGAUUACGUCCGUCAUAUUACCGAAGAGUCACAUAUCUCAAGGCCAAGACGCAUUGCAGAGCAUGCUGUGAGUAUCGGGAGUAAGACGUCCGAGCAGGCACAGAUAGCUUCCAUGAUGGGGAAGCACAAUGACAUCGAACUACGAACAGCGGCGACACCUUCGAACCGGUCGUCGAUGGAAAGCAGCGGAGGGACAACACCAGAAGAGCGCAUCGCAGAAGCAUCGAAUAUGGAUUCCAUCAACACCGGACCGCCAACACUGGAACCUCGAAACCCUAUUGAGCCUCUCGAAAACGUUCAAACAGACGCCGAAGGUGAUCAGCCGACCAUUAAGAAGAAGACAUCCAAGCAUGCAAAAGCCUUGGAGAUUUUGAAAUGGUUCGUCAAAGACCAAUGGUUCCUCCUCGCAAUGGGCGCCGUAGUCCUCAUUUCGUCCCAAGUCCAAGUCCCAGCCUCACAGCAGCGCACAAAGCGGACGGUAGUCACAUACCUCGCAGUCUCCGUCAUCUUCUUCAUCAACGGCUGCACACUGGACACACGGGUCAUGCUCGCCAACUACAUGCGCUGGAAGCUACACAUCUUCGUCCAACUACAAUGCUACCUCGUCUGUUCAGCAGCCACCUUUGCCGUUGUCAGCCUAUGUGCGACGAAUCCCAACUUCAUGGACCCAUGGCUACUGAUCGGCUUCCUUUUCGUCGGCAGCGCACCUACAACAAUGUCCAGCAACGUUGUCAUGACGAGACAAGCUCAUGGAAACGCGGCACUCACGGUAGUUCAAUCCGUCAUUGGCCAAUUCCUCUGUCCCUUUUUGACGCCCAUCAUCCUGCAAAUGUAUCUUUCUACGGGAUCGUGGUAUAGCAAGGUUCUCCAGCGCGGCUCUGGUUACGCCGGCAUUUACCAGCGUGUCUUCAUGCAACUCGGCCUGUCGCUAUUUCUUCCAAUGUUAGUCGGACAGAUUGUACAACGCCUGUUCCCCAAGAUGACGAAGAAAGUGUUCUUCGAGUGGAAACUGCUCAAGCUUUCGUCAAUCGCGCUUCUCACGAUGGUGUGGCAGACUUUCGAUCAAGCGUUUUCUUCUGGUGCGUUUGAGGCUGUGAAGCCGUCCAACAUCAUCUUCAUCGUCUUCAUCACAAUCGCGCUGUACUUUAUAUGGCUCGCCAUAUGCUUCACAGCCGCUACUUUGUGGUUGCCGAAGAAGGAUGUUAUUGCAUGCUGUUAUUGUUGCCCGGCAAAGGCUCUUGCUAUGGUUGUCCCCCUCACGUCGGUCAUGUACAUCAACAUCGAUCCGGUCGAUCAGUCGAAGAUGCAGAUACCUGCGAUCAUCUUCCAGGCUUUUCAGGUUGCUAUUGGUGGCAUCAUGACCAUUGGUUUCCGCAAGUGGAUCCGACCAGAAGAAGAAAAAGAAGAGGCGGAAAAGAACGUCGAAGCAGGCGCAGCGAAGUAGAAUUGGAAAGAAGACGGAACUACGCCAAUACGUAUUACGCCCUAAACGUCUAUACUAUGCGCGAGCAUCCGAUUCUUUCGCGGGCGCCUCUCCGCUCACCCCAUCUUUUCGCUUUUUUGGAUUGCAAAAAUAUGUAGACAUAGUGUAUUGUAGUCAAGAACGCCAGAUAUGCCAAAAGAAAAAUCGUCUCGUC